CACGCCUCUCCCGCAUAAAUACUCAACACAACUGUGGUGCGGAUCAGACGCGCAAUAAAAAGCAGUUGUUUGUUGUUUCCGAAGUGCCGCUGCGUGGUUUUUUGUUCGCACGCGGGUUCCUGUCUGUUUGCGUCGGAGCGGAGGAGAAGACGAGCGACACGAACAAGAAAGAAAGAAAGAAAGAAAGAAAGUAGAGAGAAGUCCACGGCUGUAAUUGGCAGCAGGUGUGAAUUCAUGUCUGUAUUCUCCCCGCAGAUUUACUGCCCAGUGUUUGUGCCCAGCGGAGAUAUGACUGAGGUGAUGAUCAACACCACCCCCAUGGAGGACAUGAGGCUCAGCCCCAGCAAGGACAGACUCUCCUUCCAGAUAUUCCCCGACCCCUCAGACUUCGACCGCUGCUGCAAGCUCAAAGAUCGCCUGCCGUCCAUCGUGGUUGAGCCGACCGAGGGAGAGGUCGAGAGCGGAGAGCUUCGCUGGCCGCCGGAGGAGUUCCUCAUCAGUGCCGAGGAUGAAGAGGAGGAGGAGGACGACGAUGAAGAGGGGGAGGAACACAAUAAUGGCAGCAUCCAAAAUGGACAGGCCACGCAGAAUACUCAGCACUAGAGGCCGCGCUGAGGCACCCACGCUCUCCUGUUCUGUUUCUUUCUGGUCCACUCUCCCUGUCACACACUGGUUACACUUCACCUCAGCACUCGGCAGACUGAUACCUGGCGGACGCACGUGCAGUGUCUCGUGAUGCCAUCUCGCUGCCCUCGACACCAAAGCAUCACUCCUGCAAGAGAAAUCAACACAAACACACACGUUCUCACAAUAAUUUAUCCUCCUGGACUCAAACGCACCCAAACUGACUUGAAAAGAACUCACACACACACCUCUCUCUAACACACACCCACUUCCUACCAUGCCUCCCUACCACUGUGUGUGUCUCGGCCCAGAACGGAUGUCCCGUGUGACAGCGGCAGCUCAGUGCCUCACGGACAGGUCUUAUGCUGCGGGGGCACUACCGCUCUGUACCUUACUCCAAAAUGGCCGGCUUCAUGACCCCAGAGACUUUAUACUCGCAUACAGAUCCAAUUGUGGUACCCGUGUGGGAUUAUUGUCUACAGCUCACUGUUUCGGUUUCUGGAUUGAUAUGAUUAUUGUGAUUGCCACGGCUGUCCAUAGAUUUGUUUUGUUUCUGAGGAGAAGUUUGGUGAUUUGCCUUUGUGGGGUAUUUUGUGCAAAAAUGUUACUUGGGUUUUAUUUGGUUUUGCCCCAUCACAGGAUUUGUUUAAGUUAAAUAUAUAAAUUUUUGGCCUGCAUUUACAAUAAAAAGGCAAAAUUUAAUCAUAUUUAAUGGAUUAGGUGAAAGUUAAAGAGGGAGAAAAACGGUUAUUAAUACUUGCAUCAUAAAUUAAUUUAGGACACAGUCAUGCAAUGAUGUUGGCCUCCUGUAAUCAUGAGACAAACUGCAGGUCAAUGACGAAGCAAAGAUUCCAACACUGGAAAUGUGACGUAAGCAGCUUGUCCCGAAGGCGAACGCUCGCUAACCACGAGGGGAGAUUGAAAAUGUACAGCCCGAUGAAGGAGGUGUAAAUACUCGUUCCCCUGAGGCCUUUUUUUGUUGUUAGUUUUUCUUCUCAGUAUCGCUCUGAGCUGAACACAUCUGAAUAGAAAGUUUCUCUUUCCUGGUCUUCCUGGUUUUUUUUUUUUGUUUUUUUGUUUUUGAAGACAGCUGUAUGUCUAACGUUGUGAAGUUCAGCUCACGGGGAAAUUCAGACUGUAGGACGAAGUUCACAAACAAGGAUACGGACUGUAUCUGACACAGUAUUAAAAGAGUUAGGUCCUGUUAGUGGGGAAAUCUCAUUCGCUCUCAUUUUAUUCACCUGUAUUAAAACUGUGGUGGGGUUGGGGUAUUUUUUUUCUUUUUACUUUUUGAAUCGCAACAAACUGUUUGUGAAAAGUCUUGUCGGUCAAUACGUGGAUCUGUGAAUCUGAAAAACUGUCGUACAAGCAUGACUGAUGUACUAUGUCCCUGUUCUCUUUUUCGUAGUUUCUCAUUUGAGUGGCAUUAGGGCUGUGUACAAAACAUCUCUCUCUUCGUCCGUCACCCACAGGUCCCACAUUGUUUUUGUAAAGCUCAGGGAGAUUAGCCGCCAUCUUUCUCUUGUUUUUUUUGUAUUUAGACCACUUUUCUCUGUAACAAUUACAGAGGCUGUAAAUAAACAUUUGAAUUUGCUAUCCAA
Hippoglossus stenolepis (Pacific halibut) is the source of this 2225-nucleotide messenger RNA. RefSeq names its product LBH regulator of WNT signaling pathway (gene lbh). Gene Ontology annotation, cellular component: nucleus. NCBI's taxonomy places the organism in Eukaryota, Metazoa, Chordata, Actinopteri, Pleuronectiformes, Pleuronectidae. The transcript has 3 exons. Gene Ontology annotation, biological process: positive regulation of DNA-templated transcription. The record is from RefSeq and is a predicted model, not a curated record. Bases 235 to 603 code for a protein of 122 amino acids.